This is a messenger RNA of Thunnus maccoyii (southern bluefin tuna), 2671 nucleotides long. RefSeq names its product claudin-4-like. Bases 1746 to 2414 code for a protein of 222 amino acids. The record is from RefSeq and is a predicted model, not a curated record. Gene Ontology annotation, biological process: bicellular tight junction assembly; cell adhesion. Gene Ontology annotation, molecular function: structural molecule activity. Gene Ontology annotation, cellular component: plasma membrane; bicellular tight junction. The transcript has 3 exons. NCBI's taxonomy places the organism in Eukaryota, Metazoa, Chordata, Actinopteri, Scombriformes, Scombridae.
UGUGAAGGUUCAAAUUAUUAACCCCUGCAGAGCCAAAUCCAAAGAUGGAAAACAGGCAACAAGUCGUGUUGUUUAGAGAUUCCUUGGAAAGGCAGCUGAAAAAAAUAUAACAACAAUCUAAACAAGACAGAACUCGUUUCUUUGCAUCAGCUUGAUCUUUAGUGACCUCUUUAGUCUCACGAUACCAGACAAUCAGCGAUCUUCCCGCCUGUGUUUAGACACUGACUUGUGAGUCUAGUGAAAAUACAACACCCAACGUUUUUGCCUCAGGCUGAAUCUGUGUUGCCAAAGUUACGAGUCUAAGUACAACAACGCCUCCAUCAUGGAGCGGUUCACUUGCACUGCUGACAGUGUAACUUAAAAUGCAUGUGUGGUUUAAGGGUCAGUGAUUGCCUUACAUAUCUUACCACUUCAAGCAGCACAUUUACAGUCUUGUUUUUCUAUGUUUUAUGGAUUUGCAGUAAGAUGGAAAAAAAAAGGCAGGCAUGUUUAAUCAACCGUUGUUACAUAAAGGUUAAAAAUCAGACCCCAGCUAACAGAGACACUGCCUCAUCCUCCACCAAAUGUCAGAGGUUAACAGAUUAAAAAAUCAUUACAGCUGUUAUGAUUCAGUCUGUAUCUGGUUUUAUCUGACUUUAUCUGGCAAUACACAGAGUUACUCAUGGCACAGCAGCACCGUACCAGGAGUACGGGGGAAUGGGAGGUAGAGUAAGGGAGGAAAAAAAACAAGAUUUGAUUAAUAUUUUGGCAUAUUUUGUGUUGUGCUACUUUAAAUUAAGUAUCAGUUGGGCCAUCAGAAGGCUACCGUGUGUGAUUUUCCUUUAAAAAUCACACAAAAUCGUCCCUUUAAGCAGCAAUGCUUUUGUAAAAACUUUCACAACUUUAAUAUCUGCUAUCAGAAAAGCACAUAAAGUAAUCAGCUGUUAUGAAUCAGUUCAUUGCUCUUGGUUACAUAUAACACAUAUACAUAUGGGAUUUGGGUAUAUAUGUACUGUAUAUAUUGUAAACUGACUCUUAUUCUGCAGCAGAGGUUAUAAGUAGUUUUGUACAUGGUGUAUGGAAGUGUUUGGAAGUUGGAUUUCCAGAAAUAUAACUCAAAUGGAGAUAAAUAGUUUGGAAAAUGUAUGGGUUUUAUGGAUUUAAAAGCUGUGGAUUGAAAAAGCCACACUUUUUGAACUGAAUGAAAAUAUUCGAGUUGAUGUAAGAUGUCAGGAAACAUGUUUAUGAGAGGAAAAAGCUGAUUGUUCUCAUCAGUGAACAGUGACAACAAUACAAAGAUCUUUUAUUUCCCAGAUGCUAAAGUUCCCAUCAAGUGUAUAUUAGUGUUUGUGUGGGAGUGUGAGAAGGUGUGUGUGUGUGUGUGUGUGUGUGUGUGUGUGUGUGUGUGUGGAGGGGGUUAACCACAAAAUAGCGGAGAUGCUCAACCUGACCACUGACCCCUGAUGACCUCUGUUAAUGAGAGAAAAGUCUGUAAUGACACAGAGCUCGCCUGUCAGCCACCCUCAACGGCCCUAUUGUCUAUCAAAGAAGGAAAACACAUCUGGCAAGUCUACUGACAAUGAGGCCUGUAAACCCAGAACUUCUUCUCCCAGGAGGAAUUAUUCUUACGCAGGACUUUGAGCCAGCGAGAUCCGAUAUCGCCUUCAUCUCAAGAGGGUUGAGCCUGCGGACACAGAGGGCCUUCUAUCCCGCAGAGCCCUGGAAGAGAGUCUUGUUCUGGUCCUUCUUCAUCUCCAGACCCAACAAUGUACUCUGCAGGCUUGGAGAUCCUUGGGAUGAUCCUGGCCGUGGCCGGCUGGCUCGGGGUGAUGGUGGCUUGCGGCCUCCCCAUGUGGCGGGUGGCUGCCUACAUCGGUCAGAACAUCGUCAUCUCCCAGGUGAUCUGGGAAGGCUUGUGGAUGAACUGUUCGGUGCAGAGUACAGGCCAGAUGCACUGCAAGGUGCACGACUCCAUGCUGGGGCUGCCAGCGGACCUACAGGCGGCUCGUGCCUUGGUCAUCGUCUCCAUGGUGCUCUGCAUUGUGGGCAUCGGUCUGUCAGUGGCUGGUGCCAAGUGCACCAACUGUAGCCGGGAUGUGAGCAGUAAACCACGACUCGUGGUGGCUGCUGGAGUAAUCUUCAUGGUAGCCGGACUGCUGCUAUUGGUGGCUGUUUCGUGGACAGCCCACGCCAUCGUCCUGGGCUUCUAUGACCCAAUGCUGGAGGAGACGGGGAAGAGGGACUUUGGUAACGCUCUGUACUUUGGCUGGGCUGCCUCCUGCUUGCUCAUCCUAGGGGGUGCACUGCUCUGUUGCUCCUGCCCCCCCAGAGCAGCCACAGCACGAAGCGGUGGUGGCUCCGCACCUCCCCGGGUGGACUAUUCAGCUGUCAAGACCCUGUCAGUCAAUGGCUACACCAGAAGAGACUAUGUAUGAAUAUGUGACAUCUGGGCACUGGUGAUCAUACGAUGACCAGUGUUAGCAAAUUUGUGCCCAGUAGAUGCAUGCUGGAUGUUAUGGAUGCAGCAUGCAGCACAUUGGGCACGGACAUUAGAAUGACAGAUAAAUGUUUAAUAUGUUGUUUUGACCUUUAUUCUGUAGUAGAGGGUGUCUUAUGUUGCUUUUUAUAUUUUAUUUUAAAAAUCAAUACAUUUACUUGUAGAUUUUGGCUUUUUUUUCUAAAAAAAAAACCA